This is a messenger RNA of Ostreobium quekettii, 366 nucleotides long. NCBI's taxonomy places the organism in Eukaryota, Viridiplantae, Chlorophyta, Ulvophyceae, Bryopsidales, Ostreobiaceae. The record is from the annotation of a GenBank genome assembly.
AUGCCGAUAUUGCAUGCACAUGGCAUGCUGACGUAUUGUGCCUCCUUUGUGGAUCAUGCUUGGUGGGCAGCAAUCACUGUCAGAGAAAAGGGAACAAGAUGCAGAUUGCCCCCAACCAACAGAAUCACCCACAUCUCUGCACUCCAGCCUUCCUUUGGUUCCAGUCAUUGCGUCACUUUUCAGAGUCCAUGGGUCACCCCCAUUCUGACAAAGGAGAUGCUGGCCUUGCGCCACCUACUGGUACCCUCCUGGUGUGUCAGGGAAUGCGGCACUCUCGUUCAUGCCCUGAAAGAUGAUGUUGAGUCACUGAUUGCAAAAGGAAAAAACAAUCCAGUUGUGGGUAUAACUCUCUUUUGCUGUACUUGA